This is a messenger RNA of Bursaphelenchus xylophilus (pine wood nematode), 420 nucleotides long. The record is from the annotation of a GenBank genome assembly. Lineage: Eukaryota; Metazoa; Nematoda; Chromadorea; Rhabditida; Aphelenchoididae.
AUGAGGCUGCUUCUCGCUCUACUCUUUACCCUGCUCGCAGUUGGAUUCGCAGAUUUUUUGGAGCCCAAUGAACUCGAUCAAAUGGAAGACAUCGACGUGCCCCGAGAACGACGCUCCUCGCUAGCGUCGGGGCGUUGGGGUCUUCGGCCGGGCAAACGAUCAUCGUUGGCCAGUGGAAGAUGGGGUCUUCGGCCGGGGAAACGAUCGAUCGUUGACCUCGUACUCGAAGACGACAUCGAAGACGAGAGCGACAAAACCCGCGAACGACGGAACCUGGCGUCCGGACGAUGGGGCCUGAGGCCCGGCAAACGCUCUCUGGCCAACGGACGAUGGGGUCUGAGGCCCGGCAAACGGAGCAUGGGAAUGAUGCCGACGCAGGCACGCCACAACCCCAUCAUGUUGCUCAUCCCGCAGUUAUAA